Molecule: messenger RNA, 3314 nt
Organism: Musa acuminata subsp. malaccensis (wild Malaysian banana)
Lineage: Eukaryota; Viridiplantae; Streptophyta; Magnoliopsida; Zingiberales; Musaceae
Product: phosphoinositide phosphatase SAC2
Biological process (GO): phosphatidylinositol dephosphorylation
Cellular component (GO): intracellular membrane-bounded organelle
Molecular function (GO): phosphatidylinositol-3,5-bisphosphate 5-phosphatase activity
Source: RefSeq, a predicted model, not a curated record
CCUCCCUCUUUCUCCUACCCUUCUCCCAAUCUCGCUAAAACGAAACGCGAAAACGUAUAAAUUUCGUUCCUCUUUUGCUGUUCGUCACCUCCAGUUUCGUUUCCACCUCGAAAGAUUCGAACUUUCGUUUGAAAGAUCGCAAAAUUUCCGCCUUCUCGAUCGUGUUCGAGCUGGUUUCCCUGCGUUCUGUGUGCUCUUUGGUUAUUUGAAUCCGUGGAUGGAAAAGAGGGCAUUCGGGAAGCGGCUUCUGGCGCAGGAGAGGGGAGGAGGCGCUGAAAGAAGCUGUGGUGAUUGAGGCGGUGGGACGAUCUGGAGAUCUGGCGAAGGUUCUGGUGAUCUGCCAGGUUUGGGAUGUUCGAGUGAUCUGGCCCCAGCCCGGGGUUCGGGAUCCGGAACGGGAUGGUGGUGGAGGACGGUGCGGGGACUCGGAUCGCGGGCAAGCCCGACGCCUCGAGCUUCUACCUCCAUAAAUUUAGGCUCUACGAGACUCGAUCGAAAUUUUAUAUGAUUGGAAGAGACAAGAAAAGAACAUUGUGGAGAGUGUUAAAGAUUGACAGAUCAGAACUCUCGGAGCUUAACAUCCGUGAGGAUGCUACAACCUACUCUGAAAGUGAAUGCAAUGAAUUGUUGAACCGAAUAGAUGAGGGAAACAGGUCGACCGGUGGACUAAAAUUUGUCACCAACUGUUAUGGCAUUGUUGGAUUUGUUAAGUUUUUGGGGCCUUAUUAUAUGCUGCUUAUUACUAGAAGGCGGCAAAUUGGUGCUAUAUAUGGCCAUACUAUUUAUGCUGUCACCAAAAGUGAGAUGAUUGCACUUCCAAAUUCUACCAUCAGCUCUAAUCUGACUUAUUCUAAGAAUGAAAACAGAUACAAAAAGUUAUUAUGUACAGUGGAUCUCACAAAGGACUUCUUUUUUAGCUACUCAUACCAUGUCAUGCGAAGCCUCCAAAAGAAUAUAUCUGACAGUCAAACAGGACAAGCAUUAUAUGAAUCCAUGUUCGUCUGGAAUGAAUUUUUGACACGUGGAAUCCAUAAUCAACUUAAAAAUACUCUAUGGACAGUUGCUUUAGUAUAUGGUUUUUUCAAGCAGGCAAAACUUUCAGUAUCUGGGAAGAUUUUUAGAUUGACACUCAUUGCCAGGCGCUCACGUCACUAUGCCGGCACUAGAUAUCUGAAGCGUGGUGUUAAUGAGAAGGGUAGGGUGGCAAAUGAUGUUGAGACAGAACAAAUUGUUUUUGAAGACAUUCAUGGUGGGAUUCCAACUCAUAUUUGUUCAGUUGUUCAGAAUAGGGGUUCGAUACCACUUUUUUGGUCACAAGAAACCUCAAGGCUGAAUCUGAAGCCUGAUAUUGUCUUGCAUAGAAAGGAUACAGAUUAUGAAGCUACGCGGCUUCAUUUUGAGAAUCUUGUAAAAAGAUAUGGGAACCCUAUAAUCAUUUUAAACUUGAUUAAGUCAGAAGAGAAGAAACCCCGAGAAUCUAUUCUUCGCUCGGAAUUUGCUAAUGCCAUUGAAUUUAUAAAUAAAGAUCUGCCAAAUGAAAAUCGUUUAAAGUUCUUGCACUGGGACCUUCAUAAACAUUCUCGGAGUAAGGCUAAAGGUGUGCUUACUUUGCUGGGAAAAGUUGCGACCUACGCCUUGAAUCUAACUGGCUUCUUCCAUUGUGAAGUGACACCAGCUUUAGGGUUUGAUGUUGCUUUAGGGGGGCCUGUCAUUUUGAAAGACCAUGCUGGUCUCUGGUCAUUUAAUUUCAAUAACAAUGUCAACAACUAUAUCAACAACACGGAUGGCUAUACUACUAAUAGAGAUGGUUCUCAAGAAGAUAACAUGAUGGGAGAUGGUACUCAAGAAGAUAAAAUGGUAAGAGAUGCUUCUCAAGAGGCCAAACAGGGAACUGCAGAAAAUAAAGAUGGCAACUGCGGAAUUUGCUUGACGAAACCCAUUAAAUUUCAGAAAGGAGUCUUGCGUACAAAUUGCAUAGACUGUUUAGAUCGCACAAAUGUUGCUCAAUAUGCAUAUGGUUUAGCUGCUCUUGGGCAUCAGCUUCAUGCGUUAAGCCUAAUACGUGUACCAAAGAUUGAUCUAGAUGCCCCUUUGGCUGAUGAUUUAAUGAGCUUUUAUGAAACAAUGGGGGACACACUUGCUCAUCAAUAUGGCGGUUCUGCUGCUCAUAACAAGAUAUUCUCUGAGAGAAGAGGCCUUUGGAAAGCUGCAGUACAAUCGCAAGAGUUCUUUAGAACACUUCAAAGAUACUACAGCAAUGCCUAUAUGGAUGCUGAAAAACAGGCUGCAAUAAAUUUAUUUCUGGGCCAUUUCCAACCUCUACAGGGUAAACCGGCAAUAUGGGAGCUGGACUCUGAUCAGCAUUGCAGUGUGGGAAAAAGUGGUCAUGCUUUUGCUGAUGAAUGCUCCAGGUCUUAUAUCAAAAGAUCCUUAUCAGAUGGCAACAUUCUUUGUGAAAGUGAUUCGCCUUUCUCCAGCCGCACUAUUGGUCAGAGAAAACCCUCAACAUUAUCUGGAAGAAUUCAACAGGAAAAUGAAAAGAAUCUUUGCUGUUCAACACCAGAAAUUUCAACUUGUGGAAGUGAUGUAUCAUAUUCCAGGUACACUCCCACAAUGUCCAGAAGGCAGCUCUUUGCAGAUGGUGAGCACAAUUUUGUCUAUGAACAUGGAGAAUCAAAUUUUCUGGAUCUUGAUUGGCUGUCAUCAUCUGGUAAUUCAUGCGAUGAAGAAAUUUAUGAUAGGUUGAACUCCCCAAUUGAGAAUCUUUUGACUGAAAACAUUAAUGGCAUGAAUGCUGAGACAAUCUCUCCUCUAUGUGAAGAUGGAUCUGGCAUUAAGAGGAAGCAAAUUUCGGGGAAGGAAUUGGCUUAUGAUCCUGUCCGAAACUACGAUAUUCUCAGCGAAUUUUCUGACAGUUUUAUCCGUUGGGUUAUCCAUGGAGAGACUUUAUGCCAUUGAUGCCGGAUGUUAUAGUUACAUUUUUGGCAUAUCCACCUGAUUGUCGGCUCCAAAUCACCGAAGGAUUGGAUGACGGCAAGAAUGAAAAAGGGUUUGGGUGAAGGAAGACAAAAAAGGUGCGGGUAUGCAUUUUGUGUUGAGGUAUUCCCACUCCUCCAUUUUGGUUGAGAAAUGUGCAAAGAGUGCGUUGUUUGGCAGUGCUAUCGUCUUCCGUAGUCUGACAGAAGUACAAGUAUAUAUAGGUAAGUUCGUCUGGGUUUCUCUGAAACGGAAACCCAAAGUUCAAAUCAAUGUAAAUAUUGAUAUAGACAUUGUUGCUUCUCAAGUAUCAUUAAUUCUUUCUUUUUUAUUCUCAA